AUGAAUCACUUUCAUUUUCUUCACCAACUCCGACAAUGUGCAAGAUUCCAUUUCCCUUUACAAGGCAAAAAAUUACAUGCUCAAAUAAUCAAAAUUGGUUUAUACAAUUGUUCAUUAAAGUUAUGCAACAAUUUAAUAGACAUGUAUGGCAAAUGUGGCCAUCUCGAUGACGCUUUCCAACUGUUCGACGAAAUGCCUCAAAGAGAUUUAGCUUCAUGGGCGUCAAUUUUCACUGCACAUAACGAAGAAAACAGACACGAGGAAACGCUUUUGAUGUUCCAUGAGAUGUUAUACGAUGGUCUUUGGCCUGACCAUUUUGUUUUUGCUAGUGUUGUUAAGGCUUGUGGUAAUUCAAGUGCGUUGAAAGUUGGUAAAGAAGUGCAUUGUCAGUUCUUGAAAUCGGUUUUUUAUGACGAUGAUGUUGUUAAGUCUUCGUUAGUUGAUAUGUACGCGAAAUGUGGAUUGCCCCACAAGGCGAAAUCUGUUUAUGACGCGAUUUUGGUGAAGAAUUUGAUUUGUUCGUGUGCGAUGAUAUCGGGGUAUGCACGUUGUGGGAGGAAAAAUGAAGGUAUUGAGCUCCUAAGGGAGUUGCCGGAAAAGAAUUUGCAAUGUUGGACAGCUUUGAUAUCGGGGUUAGUGCAAAAUGGGAACUUGACCGAUGCUGUUGAUGUGUUUCUUGAAGUGAGGAGAGAAGGGGUUGAUAUGAGGGACCCGUUUAUUCUUUCGAGUGUAGUUGGAGCUUGUGCUAGUUUAGCUGCGUUGCAGCUCGGUAAGCAGAUUCAUCGAUUAGUUUUAGGUCUCGGUUAUGAAUCUAGUUUGUUUGUUAGCAAUGCUCUUGUGGAUAUGUAUGCAAAAUGUAGUGAUAUUGUGGAAGCGAAGUGGAUAUUCGAUAGCAUGUUGACGAGAGAUGUUGUAUCUUGGACCUCAAUUAUUGUCGGGAUGGCACAACACGGGCAAGGUAUUGAAGCGUUAUCGUUGUAUGAUGAUAUGAUCUUGGCUGGUCUUAAGCCAAAUGAAGUAACAUUUGUUGGAUUGAUCUAUGCUUGUAGUCAUGUUGGAUUAGUCAACAAAGGUAAGAGUCUUUUCAGAUCGAUGAUUGAGGAUUACAAGUUAAGUCCUUCGUUGCAGCAUUAUACGUGCUUGUUAGAUCUGUUUAGUCGAUCAGGUCACCUUGAGGACGGGGAGGAUCUUCUUAAUACGAUGCCAGUUCAGCCUGAUGAAGCUGUUUGGGCUGCUUUAUUAAGUGCUUGUAAGCAACAUGGAAAUACUGAAAUGGGAGUCAGGGUCGCGAAUCGCUUACUGAUCCUCGGACCAAAAGAUCCUUCGACUUGUAUACUGCUGUCGAAUACGUAUGCCCGUGCAGCUAUGUGGGACAAUGUAUCUAAGUUGAGGAAGCAUCUGGCGAAUUCGGAAGUUAGAAAAGAACCUGGCUACAGUUCUAUUGAUUUGGGUAGAGAAACUAUGACGUUCUAUGCUGGAGAGGCGUUGUAUCCUAUGAAGGACGCUAUAUUUGCUCUCCUAAAGGAGUUUGAUUCGGAGAUGAGGAAGAGAGGUUAUGUUCCGGACACCACGUUUGUUUUGCAUGAUAUGGAGCAGCAAGAGAAGGAAAGGCAACUCUUUUGGCACAGUGAGAGAUUGGCUGUGGCUUAUGGACUCCUGAGGACUGUUCCUGGUUCGGUAAUUCGGGUGGUGAAAAACCUUCGAAUUUGUGGUGAUUGCCACACUGUUUUAAAAUAUAUAUCAAGCAUUACAAAUCGAAAAAUUGUUGUUAGAGAUGCAAAUAGAUUCCAUCACUUCAAUGAGGGGACAUGUUCAUGCAAUAACUUUUGGUGAUUGUCUCUUCAGCUGUCAAGCUGCACUUUACCUGAAAUCGAUCCUCGGAGACAGAGGCAGAGCCAGAAUUUAGUGUGUGUAUGGGUUCUAUAUAGUGUCGAUGACCCCAAGCAAGCCCUAUCGCGGAUCGUAGAGCUACUCAAAUUUAUGGUUGAAUGCAACUAAUAACACAAGGAAUAGAACAAAGAUAGCAACAAGUAGUACAACAAUUUUUCUCAGGAGACAAAUUUUACUGAAUAUUUUUGUGGUACAAACGUAGUUAAAUGUGCCUUCAUGUACAACUUUUAUGUUCUCAUAAAUGUACACCAAGUUCUAUUUGAUCUAUUC
Capsicum annuum is the source of this 2160-nucleotide messenger RNA. Its product is annotated as pentatricopeptide repeat-containing protein At4g14050, mitochondrial. Gene Ontology annotation, molecular function: RNA binding; zinc ion binding; protein binding. The record is from RefSeq and is a predicted model, not a curated record. The transcript has a single exon. Gene Ontology annotation, biological process: RNA modification. The coding region runs from base 1 to 1833 and encodes 610 amino acids. Lineage: Eukaryota; Viridiplantae; Streptophyta; Magnoliopsida; Solanales; Solanaceae.